UCAUCUCAAUCCUGGCGAUCGAUCCACACGCCGAGGGUUGGUUAUAAUCCUGGUGCGAUGUAUAUUAUUCCAACCAAUACAAGUAACUAAUGUUGUGAUAGAAGAUAGAUAACUCGCGCCGCGCUUUCCCGCUCAAAUGUGUCCAUAGACAAAUCUGCUUUUUUGUAAUCUGAUGUACGUGUGAUUGUUUUACAAAUUCUGAAUUAGAAUAAUAAUUGUUUGAUAUGGAAAACGAUGACAAUACUCCUAAUGAUGACGACAAUAAUAUGUGCAUACAAAAUGUAUCAGAACUCAGUGCUCCAAACUGAAUUAACCUCUUUGACAAGGCCCUGGAUGAUAUCGUGAUAAAAAAACAAGCAUGGAAGCGUCCUCAUCAAAUCGUAACACUUAUGAGAUGGAAAUUAAAAAAGAGGAUGAAGUCCAAAAGGAGGCAAAACCGAAACCAUUAUUGGCGAGUGGAAAAAUAUUUUACAAACCAGGUGUAAUAGAAGAAGAAACGGAUGAAACCAGCGUAUUUGAUAGUUCUGUAGUAGAGUCACCGAUGCUUGGAUUCAGCGCUAGUGGACUGUUGCGACACUCUAUUCAUCCAGUUAGCAGCUUACAUAGAAUACCGACAUAUAGCAGUUCUAUUGGACAGAGCACGAUUUAUCGAGUGGAUAGUUGUAGAAACCGCUCGCAUAGACAUGGAGCUUCUAGAAGAACGAGACGGCGCGCUAUUCUCAAAAAUGGCGAGUGCAACAUUGUCAAGUCAAGGAUUCAGCAACGGAGGUUGCGGUUCUUACAGGAUAUGUUUACGACGCUCGUAGAUGCACAAUGGAGAUGGACGUUACUAGUGUUCACGCUCUCGUUCAUUCUAUCUUGGUUGGGAUUUGCACUCAUAUGGUGGUUAAUUGCGUUCACACAUGGAGAUCUUGAACCCGACCACUUACCACCGAUGCAGGAGUCCUCGAAUUGGAAACCUUGUGUGUUUAACAUUUACGACUUCACCUCAUGUUUCUUAUUCAGUAUAGAAACACAACACACCAUUGGGUAUGGUUCGCGUACAACCACAGAAGAAUGUCCUGAAGCAAUUUUCAUUAUGUGCCUUCAGAGUAUAGUGGGAGUUAUGAUACAAGCUUUCAUGGUGGGCAUCGUAUUUGCGAAGAUGACGAGACCAAAACAUAGAACACAAACACUGCUAUUUUCUAAACAUGCUGUUAUCUGUCAAAGAGAUGGUGAGCUCAGCCUUAUGUUCCGCGUCGGUGACUUAAGGAAGUCUCAUAUAAUAGGAGCUAGUGUAAGAGCGCAAUUAAUUAGAUCCAGAACUACUAAGGAAGGAGAAGUGCUGUCCCAUUAUCAAACAGAACUAGAAUUAAACGCAGAUGGAUGUGACAGCAAUCUUUUCUUUAUUUGGCCUAUCACUAUGGUACAUAAAAUAAACGCAAGCAGUCCUUUCUAUGGCGUGUCCGCCGCUGAUGUUCUUCAAGAAAGAUUUGAAAUAGUUGUAGUGCUGGAGGGCACCAUCGAAUCGACGGGGCAGACAACUCAGGCGCGCUCUAGUUAUACAACAAGUGAAAUAAUGUGGGGUCAUAGAUUUGUGCCAUUAGUGUCAUAUAAUCGUGAACGUCAAGGAUAUGAAGUUGAUUAUUCUAAAUUCGACGAAACUACACAAGUUGACACACCGUUGUGUUCCGCGAAGGAACUCGAUGAGUUUUAUGGAAGCCAAGCUGACCAUAGAUCGAUCGGAUAUAUGAAUACUUCAUCACCGGCACCUGCAAGCCCGCUAGCAACGAUGCCACCCAUACCGAUUUCACCACUCUCUAGCGUUUCCGAUAGACUAGUGGUCGACGCCAUACACAGAGCUAGCCUCACACGCAGACCUUCCUGUAUCAAAUACCCAUCAGAUUUCUUCGAUGCCGCAGAACAUUCAUCGUCUUCGAGUGAAGAAGAAAAAGUCACCAAAUCAAAAUCGAAGAAGGCUGAUAAAAAUAGACAAUCAACAACAGAUGGCGCUUUCUCAAAAUAAAAUUAACGUUUUAAUUUCUUCCUGAUAAGAAUAUUAUAUAUUUGUUAUUCAUAAUUAUCAUUAAUGUAUGUAAUUUACUGUAAAUUCUAAUUUAUACAAAAGAUUUGUUUCAAAUACAUAUACAACGCCAUCUAUUGGUGAGUAGCUUUUAAACAAUUAUUUCAAGAAAUACCUUUUGAUAGAAUCCUAAUAAUUGUACAACAAGAAAUAAAACUAUUAUGUUGUAAGUUAUUUGCCUUUUUCAUUUUGCUCAGUUUUAUUGAGUGCAUUUAAAAUAAAUCAUGAUAUCUAUAGUAGCUUAAAGCUUUAUAUAUGAGUACAUAAGAUAUUUAAUAAAUAAAUAUUCUUUCAUA
Colias croceus (clouded yellow) is the source of this 2358-nucleotide messenger RNA. Its product is annotated as G protein-activated inward rectifier potassium channel 3-like. The record is from RefSeq and is a predicted model, not a curated record. Bases 359 to 2005 code for a protein of 548 amino acids. Gene Ontology annotation, molecular function: inward rectifier potassium channel activity. Lineage: Eukaryota; Metazoa; Arthropoda; Insecta; Lepidoptera; Pieridae. Gene Ontology annotation, cellular component: plasma membrane. Gene Ontology annotation, biological process: regulation of monoatomic ion transmembrane transport; potassium ion import across plasma membrane. The transcript is spliced from 4 exons.